Molecule: messenger RNA, 3279 nt
Organism: Apis florea (little honeybee)
Lineage: Eukaryota; Metazoa; Arthropoda; Insecta; Hymenoptera; Apidae
Gene: Adar
Product: adenosine deaminase acting on RNA
Biological process (GO): adenosine to inosine editing; RNA processing
Cellular component (GO): nucleolus; cytoplasm
Molecular function (GO): double-stranded RNA binding; adenosine deaminase activity; double-stranded RNA adenosine deaminase activity
Source: RefSeq, a predicted model, not a curated record
GUGAAACAUCUUAAGAUUCAAACAUUGUUGUUUGAUAGAGAAGAAAAAAAGUAUAAAAGUGAAAUAAAUAUUCGUCAUCACGUUAUAUCCCGCAUAUUUUCUGUAUUCGAAUUAUCAGAUAAUAUAAUAGAAUAAAUUAUUUUCAAUCGUAUCACGUGUUUCGCCUAACUUUAUAAUCAUGUUCCCCUAUUGUGAAAUGUGACAUAGUAUGAAAUCUCGAUCGAUUGUUCAAACAUUCGGCUCACUUGUACAUACUCGAACAUUCGAAACUAUCAAAGACAAGUUAAACACACGAUGAACAAGAAGAAAGUGAAAAAAGAUUCAAUAAAGAAGAAAUCGGACGAAACUUUUCAACAGAUCGAAUCUGUCUCUUCUAGUUGUGCCACUGAAAAUGAUUUAACCGAUGAUUUUGAAACGCACGAAUUUCGAAAUGAUGAAACGAAAGAAUCUAUUGAAACGAAAUCUCAAUUAAGAAGAAUUAUAAAACGUAGAAAUAAAAUAUAUAACAGAGUGCAAAAAAAAAUGAAUGUGAUAAAAAAUAUAACGUUAUAUAGCGAUUAUUUGGAAGAAAAAACAACAGUCUUGGAAAAAUGUUCUAUCAAGCACGAAGAUCUUUGUAUAUUGACAAUUGAUUUAUUAAAUGAACUUUUAUUGUUAGCCAAAAAAAUUAGUCCGGACUUAUUAUUUUUUAUAAUCAAAUACAUCAUGAAAAUAAAGAAUAUAUCGAAAGAAGACUGCAAUAUAUCCAUGGGUAGUGAUUUCAUUCCCCUAUCUCCCACAAAGGGAUUACAGGAAGGACACCUGACAGGGAUGGAGCAGCCAAACAUUUGCAAACAAAUUUUGAAGAGACCUGCUGAAUCGGAAUUUGAAGGUGCAUCUAGUCCAAAGAAGCGUCACAAGAAUCCACAGCCCAAGAAUGCAGUAUGUGCUCUAAAUGAAUUAAAAAGUGGUGCAGUGUAUAAAGUUGUUGAUCAAACUGGCCCCACACAUGCUCCAAUAUUUACAAUAGCGGUACAAAUUGAUGGUCAAACUUAUGAAGGCAAAGGACGUACUAAGAAAAUGGCAAAACAUGCUGCUGCUGAACUUGCAUUAAGAAAUAUUGUUCAGUUUAGAAAUACACCAGAAGUUCAUCAAGCUAUUAACACUUGUCAACCUUCUAUUCCCCUUGAACCAGAUUUUACGAGUGAUGUCACGGAACGCGAUAAUCAUCUAGUCAAUGCUUUUAAAACUUUAACUCAAGAACCAAAAAAUACAAAUAAAUUUUUAGAAAAAGGUCCUGUAGCGCUUAUUAAUGAAUUAUAUCCUGGUGUAGUAUAUAAAUGUGUUUCUGACAACGGUGAAAGCUAUGCAAAAUUUACAAUAUCGGUAACAAUCGAUGGAGAAACAUUCGAGGGAACUGGACCAAGUAAAAAAUUAGCAAAAGCUGCGGCUAGUAAAGCAGCGUUAGCUAAAUUAAGGAACGUUCACAGUUCCUCGUUCUGCAUACCGCUUCCGGUUCGCGUUUUGCCAAAUUUUCCCAGUAGUGGCCAUUGGCAAGAUCAGAUGUCUUUACCUCAAAUGUUAGCUGAUAAAAUUGGGAAAAUGGUGAAUCAAAAAUUUAGCGAAUUAAUUCAAUCAAAACCGCAACAUGCUCGUCGCAAAGUUUUAGCUGGCAUUGUUCAAACUAAAGGUUCAGAUGCGGAACUGAUAUGUGUAACAACUGGUACAAAAUGUGUCUCGGGGGAACAUCUGAGUGUCAGCGGUGGUGCACUGAACGAUUGUCAUGCCGAAGUGGUAGCGAGAAGAUGUUUAUGCGAAUAUUUGUAUAAACAAUUGGAACUUCAUACGGAGGACCGGGCUGCGGAAUCUAUUUUAGAACCGGCAAAGAAAGGAUUUAAAUUAAAACAAGGCAUUCAAUUUCAUUUGUAUAUAAAUACCGCACCAUGUGGUGAUGCAAGAAUCUUUUCACCUCACGAAGAGAAUGAAUCCGUCGACAAACAUCCAAAUCGAAGAGCAAGAGGUCAAUUGCGAACUAAAAUAGAAUCCGGAGAAGGUACCAUUCCCGUAAAAAGCAGCGAGGGUAUCCAAACGUGGGACGGUGUGCUUAUGGGCCAAAGACUGCUGACGAUGUCGUGUUCGGACAAAAUAGCUCGCUGGAACGUACUUGGCGUGCAAGGUGCACUCUUGAGCUACUUCAUCGAGCCAAUUUACUUCCACAGCAUCGUUCUUGGCAGUCUAUUGAACCCAAGCCAUAUGUAUAGGGCGGUCUGCGGACGUAUUGAAAAUACGAUCCAAGGAUUACCGCCUCCAUACAGACUCAAUAAACCACUCAUGAGUCUUAUUACUUCGUCAGAGGUGAGACAGCCUGGAAAAGCACCUAAUUACAGCGUUAAUUGGACAAUCGGUCAACUAGAAGCUGAAGUAAUAAAUUGUACUACUGGAAAAGACGAGUUAGGAAAACCUUCUAGAAUAUCAAAACAAGGACUGUUCAGAAGAUUUUACAACUUAUUAGGUAAACUUAAUACUAUUGAAGAUGCUGAUAAAAAUCAGUGUCGUCAUUAUUUAGAUGCAAAAUCUUCCGUACAAAAUUACUCGCUUGCCAAGCAUCAGUUGAAGGAAGCUUUCGUAAAGGCACAUCUAGGCAGUUGGGUUAAGAAACCAAUCGAACAAGAUAUGUUUGAAGUUGAUAUCUGACUAAAUCAGGGUAACGAUAAGAUCUCGGCAGAUGAUACGAUUUUUCGGCUGUCAGACUACGUAGUUCCUACUGCAAACUAGACCACUCGUUCAGCGUGUUAUGAUAUGGCAGAAUGCGGCAUCAGUAAAGCAUAAAUCGUAGGUUCUCAUACAUGUCUGGUGAUUUUGGUUAUACGAUUCUGUCGUAUAUAUAUCGUGUGUUCAGAGUGUAAAAAAAAAGAAAAAAAAAGAAAAGAAAGAAAGAAAGAAAGAAAGAAAUAAGCCCUUGAUGGUUACUGGUUAUCUUGUCUUCGAGCCGUCGAAGGUUUUACGAUUCGAUAGUUGCUCAGUUUAGAUAUAGGGUUAUCAUAACUUUCGAUACUUCGAAUUAUAAUCUUAAUCAUUAGUGUGAUGUCAAUUUCGACAAAUUUUAUAGACUGGUAGAUAUAUAAAAAAUAAUGAAUUUUAUUUCGCAACACAAAUCAGGCAAAGAAAGAUUACACAAAGAUUGUGAAUUUACUAUUUGCGUAUGUAUUGAAUUCGAUCAAUUUUAAUAUUUGACACAUAUCUGAAAAUCAGUUUUAUGAUCGGGAAUUUUUAAAGCGGAUAUUUAAUAAUGGGAAAAAA